Molecule: messenger RNA, 1288 nt
Organism: Rubroshorea leprosula
Lineage: Eukaryota; Viridiplantae; Streptophyta; Magnoliopsida; Malvales; Dipterocarpaceae
Source: the annotation of a GenBank genome assembly
CUUGGUACGACACAAUAGUUCUAAGAAUCCCUAAAACCAAAAAACUCCAUCCAUCUUUCCCAACAUGGCAAUUGACAACACAGCAAUUGCUAGAUUUUGUUUCGGAAAUCGACGCCGGCCGAGCGAUUCGGAACAGCAUCGGCGGCAGGGGCAAGAGUUGACUGAGUUCAGGCCGUGUGUGAGAGAUCGGUCUUGUGGUUGGUCCCGGGGUUCUUGCGUUGCGAGAUUCUUGGGAAGGUUCUAUUUCCAACCCAUGAAAGAGAAUCCGCUUCUCGGCCCUUCUUCUUCUUCGGUUUUGCAGCAUUGUUGACUCUCAUUUUCAUCAUCAUGCUAAAUUUAGCUGUUUGGAUGCCUCCCACAUGUUGACAGCUUUGCUCGUAUUCGGGGAUUUCUUUCUGGGUUUUCUUGGAUUUGUAUUUCUAAUUUGGCUGCAGUAUGGAUUUACCAGCAAGAAAAAAACUUCUUCCAGGAUAUACUGGACCUUUACCUAAACAUAAACCCAAGCUAUAUCAGUAUCUACUGUGGAGUCUUUCCCCAACCCUUUUACUUGUUGGGUAAGUUUUUUGAAUCUUCUUCUUAUGUUUGAAGUAAAAUAACCUUUUUAUACAAGAUAUAAGGCCACCUUUGACAUUGAGUUUUCAUGACUUAAAUAGUCUAGGACAUAUUUAAAGUAAGUACUUUGAGUAUGAGUAUGAUACAAAAAACUGACUGCAUCCUCUCAAGCUACUUGACUAUUGCAGCCAUUAAUUGGCUGUUAACUAUAACCUAAAUUGCUCCAUUUGUCUGUGUACAAGGGAGCAGUGAUCAUUUGUUUGUUCAUCUAAAAUUAUUCAGAGGAGAUGUGCUUUGCGUUGGUGAUGCAAUUUUUGUCCAUAGCAGUGAUUAUUGAUUCAUCUAAGAUUAUGAUCAUAUUAUCCGGGAAACUAUAGAGAACAUUGGUUUUUAUCCUUGAACAGAUAUAUAGUUAUCCAAUAUUAUUAUCAUCAUUUAUCAUUUCUUCUGCAACAAUUUCCUUCUUCAAUUUUCUGGUAAUUUUUCACCUUUUCGGUAUCUUAAUUGGAUGCAGAUGCAAAAGACUCAGACCCGCUGUGCUCUGUUUUGGGCCAUAGAAGAAGGAUCUUUGGCCCUUUUGAAUAUAAUGGGGGCUUAAUUCAAUUUUUAGUCUAUUAACUAUCAUCUUGAUUUCAUUUUAGUCUAGAAACUAUGUUUUAUUUCUAAGUGGUCUAUUAACUUUUAGAUUCAUUUCAAUUUCGUCUACUUAGUCAAAGGUAACGGAUUGGAGAACAGU